AUGGCCGCAAUCAUCGGGAUUCGCGUCGCUUCAUCCAUUAUCGUUGCCUUCAAAGCGUUUGAUUUUAACCGCGACUACUCGGCCAACUGGCAUUACUGCCCAAUUACAUCAAAUCCUGCAGACCUAGUCACUAGGGGUGUGACCUUCCAUCAGCUUCAGGCAUCCCCUAUCUGGAUUAGUGGCCCAUCAUGGCUAUCCGAUCGCAGCGCAUGGCCACAAUGGGAAGCAUCCGGUUUGAACUCCAAUCAAGUUCUUCAUCUGUCCGCUAUCCACCCUAAUCCAGCUCCGGCUCCUGCUCCGCCCAUUGAUAUUUCAAAAUUCAUGGAUAUUACUCGACCUCUCAAGACAAAGGAGCUACUUAAUGCUGAAAUCCAAUGGAUUCGUUCGUUUCAGUACCGCAAUUUCGCUGCCGAAAUUGAGUACCUUCGUGACAUGAAGGGUCGCCGGCCACCUUUGGUAACCCAACUAGAUCUAUAUAUCGACAGUGAUUCUCCCAUUCGCUGCAGAGGUCGGUUACUCAAUGCCGACAUUCCUAAAACAACUCGCAACCCUAUUCUCUUGCCAAAAUCCUCCGAGAUCACGCGUCUCAUUAUUUCCUAUUAUCACGAGCGUUCCCUUCAUUCCGGAGUCAUGAAAUCCAUCGUGCGCCUCUACACUCGCUGCCGCCGGGUAAACGGGGCCCCUUACAGAGCCCCCAAUCCAGCUACAUUGCCCAGUUUCCGCGUCCGUGGGGACAAGGCCUUCGCCGUGACUGGCAUCGACUUUGCUGGCCCAUUUCCAGUCCGUGGUCCACCUGGCCAGCCGGAUCCAAAGGCUUACAUAUGCCUUUUUACGUGCACUUCAUCUCGUGCCAUUUACCUGGAAUUAGUAGAGAACCUCACGGCGGCUAACUUUAUACUAGCCUUCAGAAGUUUCAUCUCCCAUCACUUCACGCCAACAAUGGUUCUUUCGGACAAUGCCACAACCUUCGAAUGUUCCGCCCGUGCCCUCAAGUCCCUAUUCAACAGCUCGGAAGUCACCAAAUAUCUUUCCGACCGUCAAAUCGAGUGGCGUUUUAUCCCGAAGCGUGCACCUUGGUAUGGGGGCUUCUGGGAACGACUUGUCGGCCUGACCAAAGAAGCCCUUAAGAAGAUGCUAGGUCGUACCAAACUCAAAUUCAAUGAGUUCCGCACGAUCGUCACAGAAAUCGAGGCCAUUUUGAACGAUCACCCGCUCACGUAUGUGUCGUCAGAUUUGAACGACCCUCAAGCUCUUACCCCGUCUCAUCUACUGUACGGUGGUCGUCUAACUCCACUCCCAUACGAUCCAGCCGUCGAAGAGGAACUGCUAGACCCCACCUUCGGUGAAAAGCCUUCUCACCUCCUUGCCAUGUUUAGCCGUCGCCAACGAAUUCUUAAAGCCUUCUGGUACCGUUGGCAAAUAGAGUACUUAACCAGCCUCCGGGAACGACACAUCACAAGCAAGAAUGGUUUCAAACCCAGCAUCAAGGUCGGCGACGUAGUCCUAGUUCAUAACGAAGGACCCAGAAUUGACUGGAAGCUAGCUGUGAUUGAUAGCCUCAUCACCAGCCCGGAUGAAGAAAUUCGAGCAGCCAACAUCCACACCGCAAAAGGAAAAACAAACCGUCCGGUUUCAAAAUUAUAUCCGCUGGAAGUUACCGCAACAAUUGAUUCUUCUCCACGCACUCAAAUUCCUCCCAAUUCCGACACUUCUCUACCAACGAGACCCCGACGAAAAGUAGUCAUCGCUGCCGAAAAAUGGAUCAGGGACGAAGCGCAAGAAUAA
This is a messenger RNA of Daphnia magna, 1785 nucleotides long. RefSeq lists its product as uncharacterized. Gene Ontology annotation, molecular function: nucleic acid binding. The transcript is spliced from 4 exons. Gene Ontology annotation, biological process: DNA integration. The record is from RefSeq and is a predicted model, not a curated record. Bases 1 to 1785 code for a protein of 594 amino acids. Lineage: Eukaryota; Metazoa; Arthropoda; Branchiopoda; Diplostraca; Daphniidae.